Cuscuta campestris is the source of this 1722-nucleotide messenger RNA. The record is from the annotation of a GenBank genome assembly. NCBI's taxonomy places the organism in Eukaryota, Viridiplantae, Streptophyta, Magnoliopsida, Solanales, Convolvulaceae.
GUCCGUCCGAAAAUACUGGUUGUUGUAUCUCUCUGGACAAUUUCGUCUCUCAAGGGGAAGCAGUAGCAGCAGCCAGAAAAACGGGUCGGAUGGAUUAUUCGGGUCAUGUAAUCAUAUAUCCUCUUCCACUCCAGGGGCAUGUGAACUCCAUGCUCAAAUUUGCACAGCUCUUAGAUCUCUCCGGCCUCCACGUCACCUUCCUUGUCACCGCCGCCGUUGACUCUCGCCUUCGAGCUCACACCGACGUAGAUUCCGGCAGCCGGUUCAGCCGCCGGUUCAGACUCCAGACUUUCCCCGCCGGAAUCUAUGAUGGUGACACCCAAUCCAAGGGCGGAAUUAAAGAGCUUGUGGAUUCAAUCGAGAAGAUUGGGAAGCCAUUCCUGAGGGAAUUUUUAACACAGACCAGUGAUUCCUGGCCACCGUUUACAUGCUUUGUUUCGGAUUUACCGCUCGCCGUGGCCGCGGAGGUCUGUGCUGUCGCCGCCGCCAAUUUGCCCGUUUACUAUUUUCGCACGGCAAGCGCUGCCUCCUUUUGGGUUUACUUCUCCUUGCCCGAUCUCAUCGAAGCAGGGGAGCUGCCUACAGAAGAGAAUGGGAUGGACUCACCAAUAACAAAGGUGAAGGGCAUGGAAGGUUUUUUAAGAGCGCGAGACCUUCCAAGAUUUUUUGGAGAAGAUGUCGUGACAAGCGUUCUGUCUCCUGAAACUCGGGGUGCAGUACAAGCUCGAGCGGUCAUACUCAACACGUUUGAAGACCUCGAGGGGCCAGUACUAUCCCAAAUAAGAACAAAAUGUCCAAACGUCUUCUCAAUCGGACCAAUCCAUGCCCAUCUCAAGGCAAGACUGGCAUCAAAACCGACCUCCUCCAAUAGUCUUUGGCAAGAGGAUCAAACAUGUUUGGCUUGGCUCGACUCGCAAGAGCCCAAGUCCGUGAUCUACGUGAGCUUUGGAAGCAUCGCGGUCAUCACAAAGCACCAAUUGGUAGAAUUUAUGUACGGCCUCGUGAAUAGUGACCAAAAGUUCCUGUGGGUUGUGAAAUCUGGAGAAUAUUCUCUCCCUCCUGAGCUAGACGAGGGAGUGAGGACGAAUGGGUACAUGGUGAAUUGGGCCCCUCAAGAGGCGGUGUUGGACCAUCCCGCCAUCGGGGGGUUUUUUACUCAUUCUGGUUGGAAUUCGACAUUGGAGAGCAUUGUCGCUGGCGUGCCUAUGAUUUGUUGGCCUUUCAUGGCUGACCAACAGACGAAUAGCCGCUUCGUGGGGGAGGUUUGGAAGCUAGGGCUCGACAUGAAGGACGUGUGUGAUCGUGUCAUCGUGGAGAAUGUAAUCCGAGACGUAAUGGUUAGGAGAAAAGGCGAGUUCUUGGAGAGAGCUCAGAAAAUGGCUAAGUUGGCUAAAGAAGCUGUCAUUGAAGGUGGAUCAUCCCAUUCCAAUUUUGAACUUCUGGUUCAAGACAUUUGUUCACUUAGAAAGCCACUUUAAUCCUUCACUUUGUUAAGGGUAUUUGUUUUGCCUCAUUUCUUUGAAACAACAUGUCAAGAGGCUUAUUUAUUCACCAUCUGUUCUGUAAUUUCUACAUGAAAUAAAAAAAAAAUGUGUGGUUGCUUUGUUUAAGAGAAGAAGAAACGUUAUGAACAAGAGAAUGUGUGUGGUGGUGGGUUUUUUCCGAGACGAAUACAACAGAAAAAAUUGAACUUUUUUUAAAAAAGAAAAAAUUGGUGUGGUU